UUAAGCUCCGUGCUCAGCUCCCCGCUUCCGAAAUGGCGUACGCUCCUCCGUCUUCUCCGCUCUCGCCUUUUCCCCGGCUGCCUCUCCGCCACUACGCCGUUCCCCAAUUCCUAGUCCACGUUCCGAGAUCGACGAUCCGCCGAAAGCCCCAUUCGCCUCCUAAGGCGGCCCCGUUCCCGGAGCUGGCGCCGCUCCAGGAUUCCCUCCUCCAUCUCAUCCGGGCUUCUCCGCCCACCUGGCAGUCGGCGGCUGCCAGCAACCUCCUGAUAUUCGCCGUCGGGUCCCCCAUUCUGUUUUCGGGCCUUACGAUUCCCGGCAUCGGAUCGGCCUUCCUACUCGGGGUUUUGUCUUGGAGAGCCUUCGGGCCUUCCGGGUUCCUCAUUGUAGCGGCCUACUUUGUUAUCGGGACAGCAGUUACAAAGUUGAAAAUUGCACAAAAAGAGGCUCUUGGCAUAGCAGAGAAAAGGAGUGGAAGAAGAGGACCAGGCAGUGUUGUUGGUUCGAGUGCUGCUGCUUGUGUUUGCGCAGUCCUAUCAAUAUUCAAUAUUGGUGGGCCUGUAUUUGCAGCACUUUGGCAACUAGGUUUUGUUGCCAGCUUCUGUACUAAGCUGAGCGAUACUGUAUCCAGUGAGAUAGGCAAAGCAUAUGGAAAAACUACGUACUUGGCCACCACAUUUAAGGUUGUACCAAGGGGCACAGAAGGAGCUGUAAGUAUUGAAGGAACUGUUGCUGGAGUUGUUUCGUCAAUUCUUCUGGCUGGCAUUGCCUGUUCUUUAGGGCAGGUAGAUUUACCAAAAGCUUCUAUAUGCAUUCUGGCAUCUCUGAUUGCAAACUUUUGUGAGAGCCUAAUUGGUGCUACUCUACAAGACAAAGACAGUUUUCAAUGGCUGAGCAACGAUAUUGUUAACGUUAUCAACAUCUCUAUUGGCAGCAUUUUGGCAAUGCUGAUUCAACUGCUCAUUCUGAGGAACUAAUCGCAUCAGUAUUGCUUUGUUGCCGCACAGGGUCUGACGUUCUUUCCAACGAUAUCAAAAUUCUGAAAUGGAACGUCUGCCCUAAGCAUAUAAACUGAGAAAGUGGAGAGGUUUGUAUUUUAGAAGCAGGUAUCGAAAUGUCUCAAUUGAACAAGUGGCAAUAGUCCAUAGGAGUUGAAAGAAUUUGGUUAUUCUGUUGAUCAAUACUUCUUUAAUGGUUCAAUUAAUCAUUGCAUAUUCUCAGGCAUUAA
Zingiber officinale is the source of this 1225-nucleotide messenger RNA. RefSeq names its product protein VTE6, chloroplastic-like. NCBI's taxonomy places the organism in Eukaryota, Viridiplantae, Streptophyta, Magnoliopsida, Zingiberales, Zingiberaceae. The record is from RefSeq and is a predicted model, not a curated record. Bases 33 to 974 code for a protein of 313 amino acids. Gene Ontology annotation, cellular component: chloroplast inner membrane. The transcript has 5 exons.